Messenger RNA from Arctia plantaginis, 288 nucleotides. The record is from the annotation of a GenBank genome assembly. NCBI's taxonomy places the organism in Eukaryota, Metazoa, Arthropoda, Insecta, Lepidoptera, Erebidae.
AUGAAGAUUUAUAAGCUCAACACCAACAGAAAUGACAGUUCGUGUCAUGCAUUCAUACAUUGUAUAUUGUGUGAAGAGUUGGAUGAUCCUCCUGUCGUGAGAAGAAGCCGGCUACAUGUGACAGUGAUACUCACAGUUAGACGUUACAGUUGGACAAAGGAUGACACCCCGAUGACUCCUCGGAAAGCUGAUUCUCACAGUGUGUGUACACGAAAUCCGAUGAUAUCCGUCAUAAUCUGGUACAAGCCACGGGAUUACGAGCGUCAAGCACCGGCCGUCACCCACUAA